GAUUAUAUUAAAAAAAUGCAUUCCUCCUCCAAUUAUUCUUCAUUUUCACCAAUUGCGACCUAUCGUAUUCCUCUUCACUCAUCCUAUUUACAUCUCACUCUCCGCCCCCCGCCGAAGCUGGCCGCCGCCAUCACCGCCUUCUCCUACCGCCGCUGCCGCGCCUACCCCUAUCUCCUCACGGGGAACGCUCUCUUUUCCCGCAUGGAGGUUAUGAGACAGAUCUGUGUGUUAAGUCUUACCUCAAUAUUGUUUUAUGUUUCCCAACAGCGGUUCUGGGCUGGAAGUGGUGUUGGUAGGAACCAAGAUAUGGUGUCUGAUUUGCAGAGCUCAGGCGUGAUAAGAUCGAAGAAAGUAGCAGAAGUAAUGGAAACAAUUGACAGGGCUUUGUUUGUGCCGCCGGGUGCACAACCCUAUCUUGAUAGUCCUAUGCCAAUAGGCCACAAUGCUACGAUUUCUGCUCCUCAUAUGCAUGCAAUGUGCCUCGAAUUGUUGGAGAACCAUUUGAAGCCUGGCAUGUGCGCACUGGAUGUUGGUUCGGGGACUGGGUAUUUGACCGCUUGCCUUGCCCUCAUGGUGGGACCAGAAGGGCAUGCAGUUGGAGUCGAACAUAUUCCAGAGCUAGUCGAGUCUUCUAUCAGAAGUAUCCAAAAGAGUGCUGCAGCUCCCCUACUCAAAGAAGGGUCCCUCUCAAUCCAUGCUGCAGAUGGAAGGCAGGGCUGGCUGGAGCACGCGCCCUAUGAUGCUAUUCACGUCGGAGCAGCUGCAUUGGAAAUCCCUCCAGCGCUCAUCGAGCAACUGAAGCCAGGUGGCAGAUUGGUGAUCCCCGUGGGGAAUGUCUUCCAGGAUCUGCAAAUCGUGGACAAGAAUGAGGAUGGCAGCCUAAGUGUCCGGAGCGAAACCUCUGUGCGUUACGUUCCAUUGACAAGCCGAGAAGCUCAGAUCCGAGGUCCACAAUAUUAGGUAUAGAGUAACGUUGCACUGUAAGUAACGCAUCGUUAUUUUCCUCUUGUAUAUAUACACUCCGUGUAACAUUGAUAUGCCUUGUAUAUUCUAUGAAUAAAGAGGCUAGCUUCCGAUUUUUUAAUAGUAUAGUGUUUAUUUCAUCG
This is a messenger RNA of Salvia hispanica, 1106 nucleotides long. Its product is annotated as protein-L-isoaspartate O-methyltransferase 1-like. Gene Ontology annotation, cellular component: cytoplasm. NCBI's taxonomy places the organism in Eukaryota, Viridiplantae, Streptophyta, Magnoliopsida, Lamiales, Lamiaceae. The record is from RefSeq and is a predicted model, not a curated record. Gene Ontology annotation, biological process: protein modification process. Gene Ontology annotation, molecular function: protein-L-isoaspartate (D-aspartate) O-methyltransferase activity.